Homalodisca vitripennis (glassy-winged sharpshooter) is the source of this 841-nucleotide messenger RNA. RefSeq names its product apolipoprotein D-like. Gene Ontology annotation, molecular function: pigment binding. The record is from RefSeq and is a predicted model, not a curated record. The transcript has 5 exons. Lineage: Eukaryota; Metazoa; Arthropoda; Insecta; Hemiptera; Cicadellidae. The coding region runs from base 383 to 841 and encodes 152 amino acids.
AAAUGAUGAUAUAAAAUAAGUAAUGUACUAACUGUAUUUACAGUGGUUGAUAAAUACUUUUACAAAAGCAUUAAAAUGUGUCUAUCAGUACAGUCCUUGAUUAUGGAUUCUCAGAAGGAUUGGUACAGACCAAGUGAUCAACAAUUAGGAAUUUUUUAUCAGUCUUUAUUAAGGCCUAAGUUCAUUUUAAUCAGGUAAAAUAAAAAUUACUUCUCACAACUAUUUUGCUAAGUGCAUAAGUACUACUGUACUAUAAUAACUUUCUCUGAUAUAUAGAGGAACAUUUGCAAUAGUUAGAUAAACUCAAGAGCUGAUAGUAAUAUCAGCAGAUUAAGAGGUAAAACGCCCAGUUUUGUUAUAGAUAGGUGAACGCCUCAAUGCAAUGCUGUGCUCCACAAUUUUAACUCUGAUUGUCCUGUUUGUUAAUUCGACAAAUGGGUGGCAAUGGCCUCAAUUUGGUAGCUGCCCUCAAAUGGAGGUCAAAGGAAACUUCAACCUUCAGGAUUUCUUGGGCAUUUGGUACCAGCAAGCCAGUGCCAACAUGGAGUUUGAGGGAAGAGGACGGUGUGUAACCGCUAACUACACUAAUGGAGAAAAAAGCAAUACAGUGGACGUAAUCAACUCUAUUAUCAGAGAACCAUCCAACAAAAUUUUCACAAUGGAUGGUACCAUGGUGCUUGAAGAUCCAAGCAAGAAUGAAGGCAAAUUUGAGGUUAUUCUUCCAACACACUUUAUGUGGUGGAACACCGAUAUUAAAGGAUCUUUCUGGGUUUUGGACACGGAUUACGAGUCUUACAGUGUUGGUUACAGUUGUGCGCAGUUUUUUCUGGUUCUUCCAUGA